UUCUACAAAACCAACAAACUCAACUUUCUAUGGAUCGCAUGACUGGUAAAACUACUCUUAGUGAUGUUAUUAUUGACACAGGGGCAUCUCACCAUAUGACUGGUGAUUUAUCCUUACUACGGGAUGUUCGAGAUAUACUUCCCUCGUCUGUAACCUUUUCAAACGGAGAGGGUUCUCGUGCAACAAAAAUGGGAACACUACAUUUGACCUAAUUUACUACAACUACUACUACUAUACCGAUGUUGGGCCCUCUGUGGAUGUCAUUCCCACAUUGUCCACGCUUCAGACCUAAAUGUCUGAGCGUGAGGGAGGGUAUUGAUGAGAAACAUCCCACAUCGGAAAUAUAAGAAUUAAUCUACUACUAUAUAAAGGGUUAGAGCCAAUCCACUCACUGCCAAUUGGUUUUAAGUUGGAAGUCCAUAUUAAAUCCAAAUCUAACAACAAACAUCUCAUCACUCAAACUAUCAAACACCUUGGUUGAACAAGUGCCUGCAUCCAUUCAGCAUUGGACUCGUCUUCGGUUUCUUGACCUAAGCUACAAUGGGAAGCUCAAAACCUUAAAGAAUGUCCCCGAAGGCGUAUCUCAUCUAAACCUAAGCUAGAGCGGGAUCGAGAAUGUUUCGGAUUGCAUCAAAGCGCUUCACGGUCUUCAACAUCUUAAUCUUUCUGGCUGCAGAAAACUCCCGUCGUUGCCUGAGCUCCCUCUUCAGCUUAUGUUCCUAUCUGCAAACGACUGUGAAUCGCUGAAGAGUGUUUCUUGUCACUUUUACGCUCCAAAUGCGCAGCUUAACUUCACCAACUGCUUCGAAUUGAAACAACAAGCACGACGAGCGAUUAUCCGACAAUCGUUUCUUAACGGGUGGGCUUUGUUACCAGGAAGAGAAGUACCCGCAGAGUUUGAUCACCGAGCCAGAGGAAGUUCUUUAACUCUUCCUUAUCCUGCUUCCUCUAGAUUCAAGAUUUGCCUCGUGAUUGGACCAAACCAUCAAGUCAGAGAUUAUAGAGUCUCGCAGCUGUUGUGUAGUCGCAUUGGUAAAUGCGAGUUACACCUCUCCUCCAUUAACGAGGCUAUCAGAUUUUAUCGUAUCCCAAGAUUUCCAACAGAGCAUCUGUUUAUCUUUCACUCUGAUUGUAUUGAAGAAGACCAAAGCAUUAGCGAGACAGUGUUUGAAUUUAGCAGCAAACUCCACGAUUUUGAGAUUGUCGAGUGUGGUGUUCAGAUCUCAACCGACGAAAUGGAAAGGAGCUGAGCGUUUGAAAACGACUCUGAGAACAGUGACCGUAACAGAUGGACAAAUCUGUUUGGAUCUCUCCAAACUUAUGAGUUACGACGAUUGAAGCAAGGUUUAAUGACGUGGCCGCUUACGUGAGCUUAAACACCACGGCUCGUCACACUAAAAGCCUUGAUAUUGGAUUCACAAAUCUUUUUUUUUUCUUUGAAAAAAUAUAAGGAAAAUAAAUGGGAAAUACCCUAUGAUAGCCCUCAAAAAUUUUCUAUCACAAAUAUAGAGUCCAAGAAUUAAAAUGACCAAAAUGUUUCAUUAAAGAUGAAAAUAUACACUUAUACCUCUAGGGUUAACUAAUCCAAACUUUAGUGUUUAGAGUUAAGUGGUGGAGAUUUGAGUUUGAGGUUUAAAAUUAUAUAAAAUAGAAAAUAAAUAUUAAAAUUUUAAAAAUAAAAAUUUUAAAAAUAGUUUCAAAAAGUAUUUUUAAAUUACAAAAGAAAAUUUGAAAAAAAAUAAAUAAAAAAAAUUAUAAAAGUUCGAAUUUGAAAACAUAUAAUCUAAAACAAUAUAAAAAAAAUUUAUUUUUUUAUUUUUUAUUUUUUUAUAUAUCUAGGGUAUUAGUAUCUUUUUACCUAUUAAAUGAAACAUUUUGACCAUUUUCGUCCUUGUGAUCUAUUUUUGUGACUAAAACUUUAAAAUGAUCUAUUUAUGAGAAUUACCCAAAAUAAAUUCAAUUUUUCCAUGUCUUUUUUUUGGUAAAAUAAAAAGGUGUUUUCACCUCUUUGCCGGGAAUCCAAGCAAUGUAAAUAGUUCCUCCGAGAUUUUUUUUUUUUUCAAUUCGGUUCGAUUUUUAUGUUAUUCGGAUAACCAUGUGUUGUUGCUCUAAACCAACCACUCACGAUCUAUGAGCGUAAAUGGCGUUGCCACCUCUUACCAUGAGCAAGUUGACACGAUACAAAACAAGUAGGAAGGUUCCUUGAUUAAGUAAUUGUCAACAUGGUAUUAAUGCAUUUCAUAUUUUCAAGUGAGAUCUUACACCAUGGAUUAUUUUUUUGGUCAACUGUGUUAGCUGACCGUGAACAUAUUAAUGUAUACAAUCUGAUCUCUAAACAAAUAUAUUUUAUAACUAGUGUUACUAAACUGAAUUUUAUCUUGUUCAAAGUAUCUGCAUCUUCCGGUUUAACAACAACAAGUGUUUGAUUAACAGUUCUCCUUUCUUUAUAAAAAAAGUCGUUUACUUUUAGGAGUCUGAACUUGAAGAAGUAAAAAUACGAAUAGACUUAUGAUCUCUCUCCCUCUCUCGUCAACAGUUAAGGGAGGCCCAUGUUCUCCUUCGUAUAUGAUUUAACAACAACAAGUGUUAGUUUGCUUCCUAAUUUAAAAGACCACCACUAAAGAACUACAUAUCUAUGGUUGUCAUUUUGCGUAAAUCGCUCAAAGUCUUGACUCUUGAGGUAAAGAACAAGAAACCUAUUAUUUUAUUUCAUAUGAAAGUUUCUCCUUAUAUAAGUCAACGCGGUUCGCAAUACACACAAGGAUCCCUGUUUUUAUAAAUAAUUUAUGUAUCUAUAUCUUUCCGGAAAAAUCAUUUGAAGUGAAACAUUGACUUCAACUUCUCUUCACCCUUUUUCUUCUCUCUUGUUUCUCAUGGCUUCUCUUACUUCUUCAUUGUCGACUCGCAACUGGAGUUACAAUGUCUUUGCGAGCUUUCACGGGCCUGAUGUCCGUAAAACACUUCUCAGCCACAUGCGUGAACAGUUUAAUGUCAAUGGGAUCACUAUGUAUAAUGAUCAAAAGAUGGUGAGAAGCGAAGAGAUAGCUCCUUCACUCACAAAUGGUAUAAGAGAAUCUAGGAUCGCGAUUGUGAUUCUCUCCAAGAAAUAUGCCUCGUCAAGCUGGUGUUUGGAUGAAUUGGUGGAGAUAUUGGAGUGCAAGAAAACUAUGGGACAGAUAGUGAUGACCAUCUUCUAUGGAGUGGAGCCAUCUGAUGUACGGAAACAGACCGGGGAAUUCGGGAUCGCUUUCGAGGAUACUUGUGAACAUAAGACAAAGGAAGCAAAGCAGAAAUGGAUCAAAGCUUUGACUGAUGUGAGCAACAUUGCUGGAGAAGACUUCCUAAGAUGGGCAAAUGAAGCAGACAUGAUCAAGCAAAUUGCCAGAGACGUUUCAGAUAAACUCAAUGCUACACCGUCUAGAGACUUUGAUGGCAUGGUGGGACUUGAACCUCACAUAAGAGAAUUGAAGUCUUUACUAAAAUUAGAUGAUAAUGGAGUUAUGAUGGUUGCAAUCACUGGUCCUGCGGGAAUUGGUAAGACCACCAUUGCUAGGGCUUUACAAAGUCAAAUCUCUAAUAGGUUUCAGCUUACUUGUUUUGUGGACAACCUUAGGGAAAACAAUCAUAGUGGUUUUGAUGAACAUGGUUGGAAGCUGCGUUUACAGGAGCAAUUUCUUUCAAAUCUUUUGAAUCUUGGUAGAAUUAGGAUAGGCCAUUCUGGUGUGAUUGAAGAAAGGCUAUCCAAGCAUAGGGUGCUCAUCAUUCUUGAUGAUGUGUACCAUAUAAAGCAAUUAGAAGCGCUAGCAAAUAAAACUACAUGGUUUGGUUCUGGAAGCAGGAUUAUAAUUACCACAGAAAACAAAGAGAUUUUGCAGCAACAUGGUAUCAAAAAUAUGUACCGUGUGGGGCUUCCAUCUGAUGAACAAGCGCUCAAGAUCUUAUGCAGAUAUGCUUUUGGAAACAACUCUCACAACCAGGGGUUUGAAAAGCUUGUACCAAGAGUGACAAAGCUUUGUGAUAACCUUCCGUUGGGUCUAAGUGUUGUGGGCUCAUCUUUGCGUGGGAAGGAGGCGGAUGAAUGGGAAGAGGUACUGAGCAGGCUGGAAACUAAUCUUGAUCGAGAUAGCGGAACUAUUCUUGAUCGAGAUAUUGAUGACGUACUAAGAGUUGGCUACGAGAGUUUAGAUGAGAAUGAGCAAACGCUAUUUCUCCACAUUGCAGUCUUCUUCAACUAUAAAAGUUGGAAUCUCGUGAACACCAUGUUCGAUGAUAGUGACUUGGAUGUCAAACAUGGGUUGAAGAUCCUUGUAAACAGAUCUCUCAUCCAAGAGACCAUUGGAUAUGAGCAUAGAAUAGUGAUGCACAGAUUACUAGAACAAAUGGGUAAAAAAGCCAUUCAAAAACAAGACCCUUGGAAACGCCGGAUCUUGAUGAAUGCUCGGGAGAUUUGUGAUGUUCUUCAACAUGCCAAAGGUACAUGGAAUGUUCUUGGUAUAUCGUUUGAUAUAUCAAGAAUCAACGAACUAUCCAUCAGCAAGAAAGCUUUUAAAAGAAUGACUGAUCUCCGAUUCCUCAAAAUUUACAAAAGACAAUAUGACGGGAAUGAUAGAAUGCAUAUACCGGAGGAGAUUCAGUUUCCGUGCGGACUAAGGUUACUAGAUUGGGAAGCUUAUCCGAGCAAGUGUCUUCCUCCUACGUUCAAUCCUCAAUAUCUUGUUGAACUCAGUAUGAAGAAUAGCAAGCUCGAGAAGCUAUGGGAAGGGAUCAAGCCGCUUGCAAAUCUCCAGAAGGUGGAUUUUUCAGGAUCUGUUCAUUUGAAGGAACUUCCCGAUCUUUCAAAUGCAACAAAUCUUGAGAAGUUGGAUCUAAUAGGCUGCGAGAGCUUGGUAGAGAUUCCAUCCUCUUGUUCAAAUCUUCACAAACUACAGAAGUUGUGGGUGAGUGGAUGCAUAAACCUACAAGUAAUUCCAGCUCGCAUGAACUUGGCAUCCCUUGAUGAAGUAUUCAUGAGAGGAUGCUCAAGGUUGAAAAACAUUCCAGUCAUGUCAACGAACAUCAGAAAACUGUGUAUAUCGGAGACAGCUGUUGAAGAUGUGCCUGCAUCAACUAAGCUGUUGACACGUCUUACGUCUCUCAGUAUAAACAAAGGUGGAAAGCUCAAGAGAUUAACAUAUCUCCCCAAGAAUGUCACAGAUCUAGACCUAAGCUAUUCCGAUAUUCAAAAGAUUUCAGAUAGUAUCAAAGCCCUUCAUCAGCUACGGAACCUUAAUCUAGCUGGCUGCACAAGACUCGCGUCACUACCAAAGCUCCCUGGCUCGGUCAAAACCAUAAUAGCGGAAGACUGUGAGUCACUGGAGACCGUAUCUAGCUCUUUGAACACUCCAAACGCGCGGCUCAAUUUCAUCAACUGCUUCAAACUGAGUCAACAAGCAAGAAGAGCAAUUUUUAAACAAGCUUUCUUUAUAGGAGUGGCACUCUUACCAGGAAGAGAAGUACCAGCAGAGUUCGAUCACCGAGGCAGAGGAACCUCAUUGACUAUUCGUCCUGACGGUAACCCUUACAGCGGCUUUGUGGUUUGCGUCGUGAUUUCCCCUAAGCAGCAAGAGUUUAGUUUUUCCCAGCUAAAGUGUCGUCGCAUAGGCGUAGCUCAAGAUGACUUCUAUCCAGUUGAAAUGUUGGUCUACGUGGGCGAAGUCCACAAGUUCCGAAGGGAGCAUCUAUUUGUAUUCGACUCUCGGUUUCUAGAGUUCUACCCAUCUGAUAUGAGCAGAGAGAUAGUACUCGAACUGAGCAGCAACUCCAACGAUUUCGAUAUUAUUGACUGUGGUGCCAGGAUCUUGACCGACGAGAAUGGGAGCAAUGAAUGUGGCUUAAACGACCAAGUGUUAGAAGAAGAAACUGAGCUUGAAUCCAGGGAAGCCUUUGAAGAUAGCAUCGAACAUACAAAUGAAGUAGUCUGUUACUCGGAAGAAGUGGACGGUGGAAAACGUACUGAUUGUUGGAGUUGGCUCUUUCUCUGCUUCGGUCUCUCCCAUUUGACUAGAUUUGUUUCGGGAAGAAGACGAUAAAAUCUGGACAUAACUAGGGCAGAUGUCUAAAGCUGUGCGAUUUCCUAAAGACCAUGUCUAAAGCUAUGCGAUGCUGAGGUUAUUGUCGUUGGAGGUUAUUGUAGUUAGACUGAAGAUAUUAUAGAUUUUGUUAAUUCGGGAAGUGGUUUAAAUUUCAUUCCACCGUAAAAGUUCAUAUUCUUUACCAGACAAAGAUUGAUUAGUUAUCAUUUAUCAAGAUUGAGAAGCCACUUUUAAUAAAUAAGGAAGGUUUUUAAAGAGAAAUUGAAUAUCGCGUUUUGAUGCUGUAUAAAUAUUGGUUUAAGGAGUUGUAAAUUACUUAUUCACGUAAUUUAUAUAAAUCCUAAAACGGAUUAUAUGCCUCAAUCGUGUUUUUUUUGCAAGUUGUUCUUGUUUGAUUCGUGUUUGUGCACAACAAAUCUCUUCUUGCUUUGUUUGUGUGUGUUUUUUUAUCCGAAAAUAGAAAAAAACUGCUUAUAAUUAAUCCCCGAUUAGUUCCUGCUUUUUACUAAUUCGCUAGGUCCAUACCAACCAUCCAAUUCACAUCUAUCGUACUUAUAUUGAUACUUCUACAUAUUAUGGGUAACUUAGGAGAUCUCUAUUUUCCUACUAGUGUAAAUGGCUUUGAUGGCGCUGAGAAAUCGCUUAUGUAAACUGUUAAAUUUCCUUUUUUUUUUGUAAUUUGACGAACUAAACACUUCAAAGUUCCACGUAGAUGAACUGGAGACCGUUCCAAACACAUUUAAGCAAAGCUUGAAUAAUAUUAAUGUGAAAGGGCCAUAGGCCCAUAACACAAGAUUCGUUGUUUCUAGUUACUCGUAGACUUGGAACCGAACUUUGUUUUUCAAAGUCUUUACUACUUUAAUAAAUAGUGAGUGGUCUUCUCUUUUUGAAACAUAUUUAUGUGGAACAAAUGCAUAUAUUAAAGUCUUGUGUACAUAUUUUUUUUCCAAGCUUAUGUUGAGGACCCCAACUUAAGAAGUACACAUAUGUGGUUGUAGUUUGUGUACAUAGCUUAAAGUCUUGAGGUAGAGAACAAAUCAAUCUUCCUCUCUUUUAAGUUCAAGACUCCUCUCUCAUAAGUCAAGAUGUUGCCUCAAUACACAGAAGGUUCCCUUUUUAUUUUACUUUUAUACAGCUUUCCAAAAAUACAUUACUUUGAAACAGUUGAUAUAACUUAACCUUUUAACUCUUUUAUUUCAUCUCUCUCAGCUUGUCUCUAAUGGCUUCUACUUCUUUUACGUCUCGCAACUACAAAAUCAACGUCUUUCCAAGGUUCUGAGGGGAGUACGUAUGAAAGCAUUUCUAGUCACCAACCAAAAAUUGAUCUGGUAAAACUUUUAAAUUACUUAGUAAGGAUCUAAGAAUUAUAGGUUCAAUCAUGCGGUGAGAAAGUCUGCUCUCCAAAAGAAAAUUAAAAGAUGGAAAGUAUAAGCUUUGCCAUAAGGGAUCGAUGUAUAGACUUAAAGAUCCAGUAUUUUCUUGUCAUUGAAAAAACAUUUCUAAGUCACUUGCGCAAGCAGUUUGAAGUAAGAUAAGGUACUCAUGGUUCUUAUGCGACUUGAAGAAAGACAUGUCAUAAGUAAUAACUAACAUGUUUGCUGGAGUUGCCUCAGUGUAGGAAGUAGGAGAUACCAUUCUUUCAUUAUUUUUCUGUCAACUUUUUCAUAUAUAACUAUGGUCGAUUGGAAAGGCUGAAAGCCUCCUAAGUUUGAAACCCCUAGAUACUCAUCUUUGUGACUAAGCGGCAUGGAUUUUUAACUUCCACCACGUAGAACAACAAGGUUUGCCUGUCGCCGGUGGACCAACUUCCUAGAAAUUAGUCUGGACUUCGGCCAUAAAAGCCAGAUGAAUACAAGAUAGUAUAAACAAUUUAAAAUUCAUAUCUGAUCAUGACUCAUUAUUUAUUUUAUUUUUCUCUGAAAAUCUCUUUCUUAUAUCGAUAAUAAAAGAAUA
Molecule: messenger RNA, 8024 nt
Organism: Brassica rapa (field mustard)
Lineage: Eukaryota; Viridiplantae; Streptophyta; Magnoliopsida; Brassicales; Brassicaceae
Product: disease resistance protein RML1B-like
Biological process (GO): defense response; signal transduction
Molecular function (GO): ADP binding
Source: RefSeq, a predicted model, not a curated record